GUUGAUGGGAUACUGUGCCUGGCUGACAUUCUUACUGAUAACACCCAUUCUGAAGCUACUCAUGCAGAAGCAGCGGCGGUGAUCGCACAAAUCACAUCUCCACAUCUCACGUUCACUCAGCACCUCAGCAGCUUUCUGGAAAAUAUGGAAGAAAUUGUAACAGCACUUGUCAAACUGUGCCAAGAAGCCUCAUCUGGUGAAGUUUUCCUGCUGGCUUCAGCAGCUCUUGCCAAUAUUACUUUCUUUGAUACCAUGGCUUGUGAAAUAUUGCUCCAGUUAAAUGCAAUGAAGAUUCUUCUAGCAGCAUGUUCAGACAAAUACAUAGUAGAUACUCCGUAUUCCCGAGAUCAGGUGGUAACAAUAUUGGCAAACAUGUCUGUCUUGGACCAGUGUGCUUCAGAAAUCAUUCAAGGAAAUGGUGUUCAACUUUUAAUGGAAAUGCUCUUUGAAAGAUCAUCUUCAGGAAAUUCAGCAGAAGUUGCCGCUUGUGAGCGAGUCCAACAGAAAUCUGCAGUUACGCUGGCACGACUCAGCCGAGAUCCUGAAGUGGCAGAUGCAGCUGUAAAACUCAGCUGUAUUCCUCGCCUAAUUAAACUCUGCAGAUCACCAACUGAAAGAAAUAACAGUGAUUCUGUUUUAGUGGCAUGUCUGGCAGCCUUACGGAGACUAGCAGUUAUGAGUCCUGAUGGACUUGAAGAUUCAGAUUUUCAGCAGCUAGUAAAGCCCAGACUUGUGGAUUCCUUUCUGCUAUGCACAAAUAUGGAAGAGAGCUUUGUAUAAAUAGGAGCCAAAAACUUUUGAAAAAUAAUCAAGAUGAUAGGUAUACAAUAAGAUAAUACAUAUACAGUUUUAUUUAGUUUUAGUCCUAUUGUUAUUUAUGACUUAUUUAUUUUAAAACUAUGAAUAGGUGGUUUGAAUAGGAGCAAAGAAACGGAAUGAGCAAACUUGUUUCAGUGGUUUGCAAAGGUAA
Fulmarus glacialis (Northern fulmar) is the source of this 970-nucleotide messenger RNA. RefSeq names its product inscuteable homolog (Drosophila) (gene INSC). The transcript is spliced from 6 exons. The annotation marks the transcript as partial. Gene Ontology annotation, cellular component: apical cortex. The record is from RefSeq and is a predicted model, not a curated record. Gene Ontology annotation, biological process: establishment of mitotic spindle orientation; regulation of asymmetric cell division; asymmetric cell division. Lineage: Eukaryota; Metazoa; Chordata; Aves; Procellariiformes; Procellariidae. Gene Ontology annotation, molecular function: protein binding; cytoskeletal adaptor activity.